Molecule: messenger RNA, 581 nt
Organism: Magnolia sinica
Lineage: Eukaryota; Viridiplantae; Streptophyta; Magnoliopsida; Magnoliales; Magnoliaceae
Product: PX domain-containing protein EREL1-like
Exons: 3
Coding region: 15-551 (178 amino acids)
Biological process (GO): protein transport
Source: RefSeq, a predicted model, not a curated record
CAAGUAGUGGGCACAUGUCAGUUACAGAUACUUCACAAAAUGAGACAUUGGAGGUUGGACCUGAGAAUUUGAAGAUGUCCUUUUCAUCAACAUUUGGACAACUGAAACGUAUGACGAAUUCUAGAACAAGGGUGAAAGAUUUGGAUGUGGAACUUGAAAGUACUAAGCAAAAAAGUAAACAAAACCUGCAACAAGCCAUCUUAAUUGAAAGGGAAAGAGUUACUCAAAUGCAGUGGGAUAUGGAAGAACUUCGUAGGAAGUAUUUGGAGAUGGAGUCGAAGCUCAAGUUCGAACAGGAUGAAAGGAUUCAUUCGGAGUUGGUAAAAGUGUCUGCCAUUCAUGAGGAGCUAUUGGUACAGGAAUUGGAUGUUGCAAAAGAACAACUUAAUAACUUGCAGAAACAUCAAGAAGAGCUGGAAAUGAAAUCAAAAGCGGAUAUUAAACUUCUUAUCAAAGAAGUUAAACAUGCUAGAUUGGAAAGUUUUAGGAGAGGCUUGAGCAAAGUGAAGUAUUGUUUAUUUAGAAAUGAGAAUGUAGGAUACAUUGUAUGAUUUGAUUAUUAUUUGUAACAAACACAUCGU